Molecule: messenger RNA, 1407 nt
Organism: Arachis duranensis
Lineage: Eukaryota; Viridiplantae; Streptophyta; Magnoliopsida; Fabales; Fabaceae
Product: rust resistance kinase Lr10-like
Exons: 3
Coding region: 65-1345 (426 amino acids)
Biological process (GO): protein phosphorylation
Molecular function (GO): protein kinase activity; ATP binding
Source: RefSeq, a predicted model, not a curated record
CAGACAUUUUUGCCUCUUGGUUCACUUUGCCACUUCAAAGUUCAAACUAUAAGCUGUGAUAGUUAUGUCAAGCACAGAUGGUGCAGGCGCAGGGAUUUAUGCAACUAUCGUCGUUGUUGUGAUAAUGGUGAAGCUAGCUAUUGUAGUUUGUGUAUGCCGAGAAAGGAUGAAGAAUAAUAAAGACGGAUCGGUUCGUCCAGCCAUACCGUUCUUGACAAUCACAAUUGAUAAGUUCUUGAAUGAUAUUGAAAGGGAGAAGCCAAUCAGAUUCACCGAUCAGCAGCUACGCAUUGCGACCGAUAACUACUCGAAUUUGUUGGGAUCAGGAGGUUUCGGCGCAGUUUACAAAGGAAUCUUCAGCAACGGCACAAUUGUGGCUGUGAAGGUGUUGUAUGGAAGUUCUGACAAAAGAAUUCAAGAACAGUUUAUGGCAGAAAUGGGAACACUUGGUAGGAUCCACCAUUUCAAUCUUGUUCGGCUGUACGGAUUUUGUUUCGAAAGGAACUUGAUAGCGUUGGUUUAUGAGUACAUGGGAAAUGGAUCUCUUGACAGGUAUUUGUUUAGAGAAAUCAAGGCUUUGGAGUUUGAAAAGCUUCAUGAGAUUGCGGUUGGAACAGCAAGAGGCAUCGCUUAUUUACAUGAAGAGUGCCAACACAGAAUAAUCCAUUAUGAUAUAAAACCAGGGAAUAUUCUCUUGGACAAGAAUUUCAAUCCAAAAGUCGCCGAUUUUGGUUUGGCCAAGCUUUGUAACAGGGAUAAUACUCAUAUAUCCAUGACUGGAGGCAGGGGAACUCCCGGUUACGCUGCACCGGAGCUUUGGAUGCCAUUUCCUGUUACUCACAAGUGCGAUGUUUACAGCUUUGGCAUGUUGUUAUUCGAAAUCAUAGGCAGGAGAAGAAACGUAGACACGAAUCUUUCAGAAAGUCAGGAAUGGUUUCCAAUCUGGGUUUGGAAGAAAUACGAUGGCGGAGAAUUAGGAAAUUCGAAAAUAGUGGCGGAAAUGGAAGAGAAACAAAAGGAAAUGACAAUGAGAAUGGUCAGGGUGGCUCUAUGGUGUGUCCAAUAUAGGCCAGAACUAAGGCCUAAUAUGAGUGUUGUGGUGAAAAUGUUGGAAGGUUCAGAUGAGAUUCCAGAACCAUUGAAUCCAUUUCAACACUUGAUUGGAGGUACUUUUGUUGCUCAUCCAGUGCAAGUUUCACAGGGCUAUACUGAAAGCAGUAGCAUCUAUACUGGCUCUUCUAUUAUGGUAACUGACUCAAGCAUUGUGUGUGCAACUCCUAUUAUGCACAAGUAUGAGAUUGAAUUAGCCUCUAGCAGAGUUGAUGACUCAUCCAGGACACAUUAAUUCUUCACAUAUAAAGCUUCUGUGAUGUACCAUUGAUUAAGUUGUAAAUUAAAUUAUGUAAC